AAUGCAGCAGCAUGUUAAACCAUGAUCCUCUACACAGCAGCGCCCCCUGCUGGUCCUGCAGGGUCCUCACAGCCGCGCGGAGGGGCUGUGAUGACGCGCCUCGGCCGCUGGGCGGCACGCGACGUCGACUGGUUGUCUGCAGGCAAAGAUGGCGGUGCGGAAGAAAGACGGCGGCCCGAAUGUAAAAUAUUUCGAAGCGUCUGAUACCGUCUCUCAGUUUGAUAAUGUGCGCGUCUGGCUGGGAAAGAAUUACAAAAAGUACAUCCAGGCCGAGCCCCCCACCAACAAAUCUCUGUCCAGUCUGGUGGUCCAGCUGCUCCAGUUCCAGGAGGAGGUGUUCGGUCGACAUGUCAGCAACCCGCCGCUCACCAAGCUACCAAUGAAGUGUUUCCUGGACUUCAAGGCCGGAGGGGCUCUCUGUCACAUCCUGGCUGCUGCCUACAAGUUCAAGAGUGACCAAGGAUGGCGCAGGUUUGACUUCCAGAAUCCGUCGAGGAUGGACCGAAAUGUGGAGAUGUUCUUGACGAUUGAGAAGUCCUUAGUGCAGAACAACUGUCUGACUAGACCUGUCAUCUACCUGAGUCCUGACAUAGAGCCAAAACUGCUUGGGAAACUGAAAGACAUCAUCAAAAGACAUCAGGGCUCAGUGACUGAGGACAAGGCCUCCAGCUCCCAUGUCGUCGUUCCUAUUCCCACCAGCUUGGAGGAAGAGGAGUGGGUGCGUCCUGUGAUGAAGAGAGAUAAGCAAGUGCUGCUCCACUGGGGAUAUUUUCCUGACAGUUACGACACCUGGAUCCCAGCCAGUGAGAUUGAGGCUGCUGUGGAGGAUCCUCCCAGCCCAGAGAAGCCCAGGAAGGUCCAUGCCAAGUGGAUUUUAGACCUGGACCAGUAUAAUGAGUGGAUGAAUGAGGAGGACUAUGAAGUAGGAGAAGGUUGCCCAAAGAGGAAGAGGAUCUCAGCCAAGACCCUGACAGACGAGGUGACCACACCUGACGAGCGGAGAGACAAGAAGCCUGGCAGUGCCAAGAAGAGGAAACGCUCGCCGUCACCCUCACCCACCCCUCCACCUCAGGAGAACAAGAAGAAGAACACCAAAAAAGGGCCAACAACCCCGUACACCAAAUCUAAACGGGGCCAGAGGGAGGAGGAGCAAGAGGAUCUGGGUAAGGACUUGGAUGAAGCGUCACCUGUCCCAGCAUCUGAAGAGGGAAAUCCAGCUAAGACAAAUAACACUAAGAAGGACUCUGAUUCAACCCCAGUCAAGGGAGGAACAGAUAUGGAUGAGCAAGAGGAUGAGUCCAUGGAAACAACCGGAAAGGAGGAGGAGGAAGGCUCUCCGAGUGUGAAGGGUGAACCAGUGAAAGGCUCGGACCUUCACGAGGACAAUGUGACUGAGCAAACCCACCACAUAAUCAUACCCAGCUACGCUGCCUGGUUUGACUACAACAGUGUUCAUGCUAUUGAGCGCAGAGCCCUGCCAGAGUUUUUCAAUGGGAAGAACAAAUCCAAAACCCCUGAGAUUUACCUGGCAUACAGGAACUUCAUGAUUGACACCUACCGACUGAACCCUCAGGAGUACCUGACCUCCACCGCUUGCCGCAGGAACCUGGCAGGAGAUGUGUGUGCAAUCAUGAGAGUCCACGCUUUCCUGGAGCAGUGGGGACUUAUCAACUACCAGGUGGACUCUGAGAGCCGGCCCACGCCCAUGGGCCCCCCACCCACCUCUCAUUUCCACGUCCUGGCAGACACUCCAUCCAGUCUGGUGCCCCUCCAGCCCAAAACAUCCCAGGUCCACACACAGACUCCUGCUACACAGCAGAUGAUGUCCUUCCCAGAUAAAGUGAAGGAUAAACCAGCAGAUCUGCAGAACUUUGGGCUGCGGACUGACAUGUACAGCAAGAAGACCGGCUCUACAAAGAGCAAGAGCGCAGCGAGCUCCAUGAGGGAGUGGACAGAACAGGAAACACUAUUACUACUCGAGGGCUUGGAGAUGUACAAGGACGACUGGAACAAGGUGUCAGAACACGUGGGCAGUCGUACACAGGAUGAGUGCAUCCUGCACUUCCUGCGGCUGCCCAUUGAAGACCCCUACUUGGAGGACAGCUCCUCGACACUGGGACCACUGGCCUACCAGCCGGUACCUUUCAGCCAAGCAGGAAACCCUGUGAUGAGCACAGUGGCGUUCCUGGCCUCUGUAGUCGACCCACGUGUGGCCUCAGCUGCAGCCAAAUCUGCUCUGGAGGAGUUUUCACGUAUGAAGGAGGAAGUUCCUGCAGCCCUUGUUGAGGCUCAUGUGCGGCGGGUGGAGGAGGCAGCUAGGGUCAGCGGCCGACAGGACCCUCUGUACGGCCUGGAGGGAAGUGGCAUCGCAGGCACCGGCCUGGAGGAGGGAGACAGACCCGAUGAAAGCAGCGAUGAAAGUAAGAGUGACAGCCAAUCAAGUGAAGAGAAGAGGGAGGCCAAGGACAGCAAAGAUGGAGUCACUGAGGAAGAGGAGAAGCAGGCAGAAAACGGAAAGAAAGAAGAAGAGAGAGGAAGAGAACCUGAAGGAGAGAGGGAGGCAGACAAAACUGAGUCAGAGAUGGGUGAUGGAGAGAAGGAGAAGGAUGGAAAAGAGGGAACAGAGGAAGGACAAAGAGAAGGAGAGAGUGAGGUAGAAAGGAAGGCUAAAGUGGAGCGUGAUGUGGGAGAAGGGAAUCUGGCCACCGCCGCUGCAUCCGCUUUAGCUGCUGCAGCUGUCAAAGCCAAGCAUCUGGCUGCAGUGGAAGAGAGGAAGAUCAAAUCUCUGGUGGCUCUGCUGGUGGAGACCCAAAUGAAGAAGCUGGAGAUUAAACUGAGACACUUUGAAGAACUGGAAACCAUCAUGGACAGAGAGAGGGAGGCUUUGGAGUACCAGCGGCAGCAGCUGCUGGCUGACCGUCAGUCUUUCCACAUGGAGCAGUUGAAAUACGCUGAGAUGAGAGCUCGCCAGCAGCACUUCCAGCAGAUUCAGCACCAGCAGCACAGCCAAGCCGGGGGUCCUCAUUCCACCCAGGCUGCAGCAGCCCCGCCAACCCAAGGCCCGACUGCAACUCAGCCAGCUCCCAGCACACCAGCACCGCAGCCGGCCCCCAGCCCUGCACCUCCAGCCUCUUCUGCCCCGGCUCCUGAGUCCCAGCCACCUGCGAGUGCCCACACCUCGCCCCCCUGCCCCCCAGGCCCGGCCAUGGCUGCGCACUCCAGCUCCAGCACUACUCCUGUACUCCAUGAGCCCACCGCCCCGCUCCCCGGGGAAACCCUCCACCCCUCAGCUCCAGUUCCACCUCCGCAGUGAGAAUCUGAGUGACUCUGACCACUUUCAAUCCUGCCUGUAUCAUCUGAAAUGAAGAAGUCAAAAUUGAAGGAAGAGAACACAUUUUACAUUUUCAGCUUUUUUUUUUUUUUUUUUUUUUUUCUCCGACUGGACAAUUCAUGUGAGAAAGAGAAAAAAAUGAUCAACUCAGAAGUCCCUUUCAAAUUGAAUCAAUGCCAGUGAAGAAUACUGAUUUUCAGACAGUUCAUCCGGCGUGGCCGACAGGACAGCAACAUCCCACUUCAUUAUUUUACGCUUAACACCAGAGAUCUGGUGAACUAAGAGGGUCUUAACAAUAUGCUGACACUCGAGGAGAAGAAGAGAAAAGACUCAUCUUGUGUUUUCAGUGUUUUUUUGGAAAUUGUUGCAUUUAUUUCCUGCAACGGUUUGUCACAGCCUGUGAAGUUUUACGCUUCAUAAUCUCUCCAGUGAUCUCCCCCCUUGUACUGUAGGUACUAAUUGAAAUAUAUGUAAGGAAAAAAAAAUGCACUUUUAAUAUGUUUCCCAAGGUCUCAUUGAAAGACUUGAAGCAUCCAUGAAAUUGAACUUUAGCACUUAUAUCGUCAUUUUGUUGUCUUAAAUACUUUUUCAUACUGAAGGUUUUAAAAACUUGAUUGGAAAUGUUACUUUUUUCCUCUCUAUUUUUUAUUUGCAUCACAUGGACAACGGUCACUCUACAGGGUCUGGCCUGAAGGUCACAUAUCUAAAAAAAAAAAAAAAAAAAAAAUGUCUGUGACGAA
Molecule: messenger RNA, 4071 nt
Organism: Thunnus maccoyii (southern bluefin tuna)
Lineage: Eukaryota; Metazoa; Chordata; Actinopteri; Scombriformes; Scombridae
Gene: smarcc2
Product: SWI/SNF related, matrix associated, actin dependent regulator of chromatin, subfamily c, member 2
Exons: 26
Coding region: 149-3313 (1054 amino acids)
Biological process (GO): positive regulation of DNA-templated transcription
Cellular component (GO): nBAF complex; SWI/SNF complex; npBAF complex
Molecular function (GO): histone binding; nucleosomal DNA binding
Source: RefSeq, a predicted model, not a curated record